Messenger RNA from Ambispora gerdemannii, 1845 nucleotides. Lineage: Eukaryota; Fungi; Glomeromycota; Glomeromycetes; Archaeosporales; Ambisporaceae. The record is from the annotation of a GenBank genome assembly.
AUGCCAUUACAAGUCAAAGAGAAGUUGUCACUCUCAGCCGACUCGCCUGAAAAACGAGUCAUCGAAUUGAAUUUGACGCUUGAAGUGAUAAAAUUACUUCAAAAGGCACAAAGCGAUGGGAAGAAUUUGUCGGUGAAAUUCAACCCUAGUAAGCAAACGUCAUUGGUGAUUCACGCUGGUGAAGACAAAUACGAGUGUAUAUCUGAGAAUAAACCAGCAAGUGCGUUGUAUAAGGUGUAUCAACAGCUUUCACCAGCGGGGCUGGAGUUGGUGGGUGAAAUUACGAGUGAGGCUACGUUGAAGAAAUUACAGGAAGAGAAGAAAUUCCAGGCAGCAAGGGAGAAGAUGAGGAAAAAGCAAAUUGCGAUUAACCAACAGAAAGAGAAGAAAAGAGUCAUAAGGCUUGAUGAAGAACCAAUAAAAGCUGGCUCUAACAAGAGCACCACCACAUCAAGAGCCGCGACCCUCACAAAGCCAGCAGCUACCAGCAAGAUGAAUACAACCAAUAAUAACAGUAGUAGUAUUAAGACAAGUACAAGAGCGACAAGAUCAACCAAUUCGAUAAUGUCAUCAUCAUCUACAACAAAAGGAGGAGUCACAGGGAAUAAUGCAAAAGUUGCAAAGGCAACUGUGAAAUCAAAUGCUACUCGAAAACCUGGACCAACACUUGUACAAUCUUCCAAAUCAUCUGCAUCCGAAACACAAGGCAGUACUAGUCAAUCAAACCAGGUAUUAAUCGAAGAAGAAUCUGGCGGUAUUCCGUUAAAGACACGGAUCAUACAGUUGUUGGCGUGGACUGAUCUUCCGUUUGACAAGGUGGUAAGGAUGACACAAGAUAAUAAGGAUCAGGUAUUGGCCGUAUUAAAGAUGGUUGCACAACAAGUAGGACAGGAUUGGAGACUCAAGGAUGAGACAUACAAAGAAGUCAAGGUGUACGAGUGGACAAGCUAUGCGAAUGCUGAAAUAAAAGCGGUCGUUGACAGAGCUACCAAGGCAUUUAAUGCGUUAAAGAUUCCAAAAGACGCACCAGAAUGGAAAAAAUUGAGGCAACCUAUGGAGACAAAACGGAAAAGGCCGGCGCCCAGCAGCAUUGCAACAUUACCGGUGUCAUCAUCACGCAAUGAACCUCCAGAGAUGCCUGCAACAAAAAAACGUAAGACUGCACAAGCUGCGGCGCCAUCAACGUCUACUAUUGCAAUAACUUCCGUUACAACUCGAAGCCCGCGAGCUCGAAAAACAGCAAGAAAACCAGAACCAGUAGUCAAAAAAAGUCCAGCACCGUUAACAGCCUCUUCUUCCACUCAAGCUAAAAAACCUGCGGUCAGAAAGACUAAAAGUCAAUCAGGCGCUGAAGACAUACCUAACGUAAUUUCGCCAAGCAGCACAUCAACAGCUAAUGCAAGUGGAAGCAGAAAAUCAAUAUCACCUUCUUCAGCGUCUACUUCCACAUCAACGUCUAAUAACGGAGCAGAGUUUACAUUGGCGCGUGUUACUAGCUUAAAGCAAUUCAGGGACUUGGAAACCCUUUUUAGAAGUAAAUACGAACGUUACGAACAGCUCUUUAAUCAAUUGAAAGAUGAUCAUAAGACGAACGAGCGAUUAAAUGCCGAAUAUUCAAAUUGUAAAGAUCCGGAGGAAAAAGCGCAGAUCACUCGAAAAAUUGCUGCACAAUUCGGAGAUACAGGCGAAGUUUCUUUGAAGAUGCGCGAAUACACGACAAUUCAAGAUCAAUUAAGAGCCAUCAAGACUGAAUUGUAUCGCGCAUCCGAAGAAGAAACACUCGGAGCAACAGAUAUGGAUGUAGACAGAGAUGACAGGGUUGAUGAUGAUGAAACAGAAAUGUAG